AUCUGAAACUUGGAUCUCUCCCCAUAAAGGUAAAACCUUUUAGUCUGCUAAAAUUGAUCGAUUUGUGCUAUUUCAAAUUGGGUUCGUUCAUGAGUUUUGAUAAUUUUUGUUUUUCAAUUUGAACUAGAUUUCAUGGCAUCUUUGUUUAAUCCUCUUUGUAUUGGCUUGAUUUCUGUGGAAUAAUGAGCCUGAGGAAUUCAUACCCAUCUGCAAUAGCUUUUGCACCGUCUUGUCUGUAAUUAAAGUUUAAAACUUUAGAAAUAUAUGGUUUGUAAUUUCAGUGUUGAAUUGAAAACUGUCUGUGCUGAUUGAGAUGAAUCGGUGGUAUAUUGAGAAUGGUUUCCGGGUUUAGUGGGAGAUGCGUGGAUGGUGUUGAGUAUAGAGUUUACUUGUUAGAUGAUGAUUGUGUCAUGUGAUCUUUCACUACAUUGCAGUAAAGCUUACCUUUUUGGUUCUGUAUUAUAUCUGUGCAGGAUAUCACCUAGUUAGCUAUCGCAGUUGUUUGCUUUGAUUUGAUUUGAUAUUUGAUUCAGUAAUGGAUAAUACCACACUGCCAGAGUGCUCUGUUCCCGAACAUGUCCUCCAGGCGCUUUUGAGUGUGUCAAACUCAUCUAAACUUGUAGACUCGUUGGAAGAUUUAGUACAAGUUUGUAAAACGGCUGAUGGUCGUGAAGACCUUUCCGCUAAGAAUGUUCUUCCGACAGUUAUACAGCUUGUUCAAUCUCUCUCGUACCCUUCUGAUCACUACCUUCUGACCUUGUCUUUAAGGCUUCUAAGAAACCUGUGUGCUGGGGAGGUGGCAAACCAGAACUCAUUUGUUGAACAAAAUGGAGUGGCAAUCAUAUCCAAUAUUUUGAGUUCUGCAAGUUCUCUGGAGCCGGAUUUUGGGAUUAUUUGUGUGGGCUUGCAAGUUUUAGCUAAUGUUGCAUUGGCUGGAGAACGACAGCAGCAUGCAAUUUGGCAGCAACUCUUCUUAGAAAAUUUUGUUGCUCUUGCAAGAGUCCGUAGCCAGAAGACUUGUGGUCCGCUAUGUAUGAUUAUCUACGCUUGUUGUGAUGGAACCCCUGAACUGGUUGCACAGCUUUGUGGUGAUUGUGGAGUGACUAUUGUGAAAGAAAUUGUUAAGACUGCUGCUGCAGAUGGUUUUGGAGAAGAUUGGUACAAAUUGCUUCUUUCAAGGAUCUGCUUAGAGGAACCUUACUUCCGGCCACUCUUCUUUAGUUUACAACAUGUUGGUGGAAAUGAGAAUGGCGACGAUACUGAAGGUGGGCAAGAGUCUUUCUUGGAAGAGCAAGAAUUUUUGUUGAAAAAUGUAUCAGAGAUUUUGAAUGAGCGUCUGAACGAGAUAACUGUUCCCGACGAUUUUGCUUUGUGUGUUUUUGGAAUAUUCAAGAACUCCAUUAAGGUCCUUAGUUAUGCAACAAGAGGCAGGUCUGGACUUCCAACAGGCUCUAUUGACAUUGAUGUCCUGGGAUACUCGCUCACUAUCUUGAGAGAUAUAUGUGCCCAAGGGACACUAAGAGGAUGUACAGUGGAUACCAUGGAUGUUGUGGAUGCUUUGAUCUCCUAUGGUCUCAUUGAAUUACUUCUGUGUUUGCUUCGUGACCUUGAGCCGCCAGCAAUAAUAAAGAAAUCUGUCAACCAAGCCAAGGACCAAGAAGGAUCAAAUUACUCUGCUUCAAAACCAUGUCCAUAUAAAGGUUUUCGGAGAGACAUAGUUGGAGUCAUCGGCAAUUGUUUAUAUGGAAGGCAGAUUGUGCAAGAUGAGAUUAGGAGAAAAGAUGGGCUACUUUUGCUGUUGCAACAAUGUGUAACAGAUGAUGAUAACCCCUACUUAAGGGAGUGGGGAAUUUGGUGUGUCAGGAACUUGUUGGAGCGGAACCAAGAAAAUCAACAGGCGGUGGCUGAAUUGGAACUUCAAGGGUCUGUUGAUGUGCCUGACCUUGCUCGAUUAGGUCUCCGAGUAGAGAUGAACCCGGCAACUGGACGUCCAAAGCUUGUUAAUAUCUCAUGA
This is a messenger RNA of Fragaria vesca subsp. vesca, 2014 nucleotides long. RefSeq lists its product as uncharacterized. The transcript is spliced from 2 exons. Gene Ontology annotation, cellular component: cytosol. NCBI's taxonomy places the organism in Eukaryota, Viridiplantae, Streptophyta, Magnoliopsida, Rosales, Rosaceae. Bases 536 to 2014 code for a protein of 492 amino acids. The record is from RefSeq and is a predicted model, not a curated record.